Halichondria panicea is the source of this 580-nucleotide messenger RNA. RefSeq lists its product as uncharacterized. The record is from RefSeq and is a predicted model, not a curated record. The transcript is spliced from 3 exons. NCBI's taxonomy places the organism in Eukaryota, Metazoa, Porifera, Demospongiae, Suberitida, Halichondriidae. Bases 9 to 479 code for a protein of 156 amino acids.
UGUACUUCAUGGACAAGGCACAGGUGUUGUAUGGCCUAGAGGAGGAAGGUAAAGAGAAGAGUGAUGACUCUCGGCCGUUACUAGGGGACAAUGUUCCCACGUCAGAGAGGGCAUUCUGGGAUAUCUUUGGAGGCAGCAAACUACAAAACAGAGGUUUUAUGGUACACCAAAAGUUGAACAGCACGUCCAAACCAUCACUCUCUCUACUCAGUGCCCCUCCCCACGUCCUCCCCCCAAUGCCCUCCCUCUGUCUCCCGUUCCUCCAGUCACUGUUACCACAUCGGCAGGGGUCUAAAGGUCACCUUGAUGAAGACAUGGCCGAGAGUGAGGUCGGAGAUCUGAGUUCAGAGGACGAAGGUCAGCCAGAAGUGGGUGUGGCCUCUAGUAAAGCUAGCAAUGUGAUGGAAGUGGACAUUGAGUGUAGAGACUUAGAGGUCAAGAACUAUGACUGGCUAGUAGAGCAUUUCAGAAUAAUGUGAUAUUCGAUAUUUUUUGUGAACCAAGCAUUCUUGACAAUACCAGGAGCAGAUUACAGAACCUCUUAACAAUACAUGUACACAAUACAUGUACAUGUAUAUGC